ACUGGGCCGACAUAACUUAAGGGAGGCAUUCGAGACUCAGAAGACCAGGAGGGAACCCAACGCACGAAUUGCGACCACAAGGAAUGCAGCCGCUGUGUCUGUUGGACCCUAUGCCCGUUCGUAAGGUUCUUGCUGCUGGCAUGACAGUUACAGGGGGAGAAGAUGAUGUCAACAGAAUGAACGAGAGAGAAAGAGGGAAGAGACAAAUAGACAUAGAGGAAGACGGGACAUUCGGGACUUGGGCGACCAAGGAGACCAUGGUUACCGAGCAUGUGACUCAGGGAACCGUCUCACAAGCUGCAGUCCAUGCAAGCUCACAAGUUGUUGGGAGUGUUCUGCACUUUGCGUUCAUCGUUUUUGCCUGUUUCAUAGCGUUUCUUUGCCGCUCUGACGCCGACUUCGAUCUCUGUUGCGAGUUGGCAACAUUCUCAGAGGGUUCCCACAUCGUCUUUUUUUCGCGGUUGGCGACUUUCAUCAUGUCGCAGGACCGGGGAAAGGAUCCGGUAGACUCGCUCACGACCGCCCGACAAGGUCAUAACACGAAGACGUUUGACUCGCCGUUCAAGGUCGACCCAACAGUCGACGGCAAGCGGGACGACCCGGUGUGGCAUUUCGUAGCCAGAGGGCAUUAUUUGGAUGGGUCGACCGCGGCGGGCAGGAAGAGCGGUCGUCGAUGCCUGUGUAGGUUGUGCGGGCAUUCAAUUUGUGGGGGCGCUAAAGCCGCCAAGGAGCACUUCUCGAAGAGCGAGAAGUUCCGAUGUGAGGCAGCCACUCCUGCUAUGUGGAAUGCGAUCUGGUCGAAGGACAUGACAAAAUGUCCAAAGGAGUUCGCGUCGGCCAUAGAAACGUUGCAGAGCCACUUGCCAGCCCCGCCGUCUGUGCCGCUGGCUGGGACACGAGGUGCUCGCGAUGUGGGAGUUGGUCGUUCCACGCCAGCCAAUGAGCCCCUGCCUCUGAGGGAUGGUGUGGGCUCUGCGACAUUUGACGAGGAGAGCACACGUGCAUUUAUUGAGAGUUGCAGGUGGGGGGGGAGUGCCGGCAGUUCAGCGCCCGCGCUCGCCCCUGUUUUCAGGAGUGGUAGGCAAUCAGAUGCCGCACGGGGUGGUACUGCGGUGGCACGUGGCGCAUCACCCCGCAGUUCGUCGGAGUACCCCUGGCUGCCACCGCCACCGUCGAGAGCGGCGCAGCGUCCAGUGGUCCACCGCGCUCACGGAACCGCCCACCCGGAUCUGUCAUUGCAUGUAGUCCCCGCUCCGGUGUCCGAUUCAUCGCCGACCCUUGUUCCGACAACCACGGGCGGUGGUCGGUCUGCCCCACAGCCUCCACCCGUGUUGACCAGAACGUUAGACCCUUUGCAGCGCAUUCGUGACCUUGCAGUCGCCCAGAGCGCGGCACCUGUGAGCCCUGGCGGGUUGUUGGAUGCUGGGGUCCUCGGCGGGAGAGCUACGACGGGACGAUGUCGGGGCACUUACAGGCAGCAAGCCGUCACGUCAUAUUAUUCGGAACCUUUGGAGCGCGCAUGGCAUCUGCAAAUCAUGCGGUUCAUCGUCGAGAGCGGGAUGCCGUUCAACAGCACGAAGCUUGAAAGUUUCAAACGCAUGUUCACGAUGAUAAUCCCGUCGGGGGUUCCAGGGGCGCCCGCGCCUACAUUUCCCUCGUACCACAUGCUGCGCACGACCCUUUUGGACGAGCUGGAUGGUGAGGUCCACAAGUUGGAGGUUCCCCGGGCUGAGAAGCUUGUGCGGUGCCAGUGGAACCUCAGGCUACUCGAUCGACCUUUGUUGUGCGACGAUGGUGUUGGAGAGAGGCCCGGCGUCUUCGGGAAAUGGGUGCAUUAUUGGCAGGCCGUGGAGGACGAGGCAGCCGUGGACCAGCUGCUCGUCAGAGGCACCGGUGUGCUGGCGAAGGUGACCGAGGAGGAUUUGAGUCUCGCCAAAGAGAGGAUACAUGCCAUUUCCCACAUGGGAGCCGAGCGUCGGGUGGCGGAGUCGGACAGGAGGCGAUGCAGGGUCGGUGGUCGGGGACGUGGCGGCCGUGGACGAGCAGGUGUCGGAGGACGUACACGUGGCGAUGCGGGUUCCGCUCCUCAGACUCGGCGACAACGGACGGAUAGUGGCAUUCGCAGGGCCCGCAUGCGUUGGGACGAGGGUGACUUCUUGUUCGACAGCACAUCCAGCGACGACGACGAUUUCUUUGCGUCGGGAACACAUGCAUCCACGGGCGAUGAUAGAGGUGACGCUGACGACAGAGGCGAUGACAGAGACGACAGUGACGACAGAGGGUUCAGGAUCACUCAUCCCCGGUCGCCAGCGCCGGUUGUUGGCACUGAGGAGGAGACAGAGUUCGGAGGACCCGGUCCACUCCGCCAGGCGCAGACUCGGUGCACUCCAGCAGGCGCCCCAGUCCACUCCACAGGAGCGGGUUUGGAGGACGGCGGGGCACGACGUGAGCCGCCUCCUCACACGAGUGACGGCGGUCUAGAGGAGGGAGAGGUUGCACCCACUCCCACUUGUGGAAAGGACGGGGAGGACGAACGUCCUCCGAUGGACCACCACGUCGGCCUCGACUGCCCGCCCGACAGUCUUCCGCCCACCGACGAGCUAUUCACUAUGGAUUCCGCCUUGGCAUCUCUGCCCGAUGUAUCGCUACUCAUAUCUCCCACUUUGCCGGUUGUGGCACCACCGGAGCCUGCUAGACGAGAUGACGCGUGUCGUGACAGAGGGUUCGACGAGUUCGGCGGCGACACGAUACUGCAUCCUCCAGAGUCCGGCACUCCUGCCAUUUUUCAUGUCGGUGCACCGUGGGCGAUGGAGCAGGGGUUGGCAGAGGAGGCAGCACGGAACCGUCGUAGUGGACCGCAUGUCGCAGCUCAACGUAGUCUGGAAGGUUCACUAGAGGCAGCGCCUGGAGAUUUUUUGGCGCAGGGGGGUUAUGGUUCGCAGCUGUUAUCGGACGGCGUGUCAUCAGUCCAUCCACCAGAGGAGGGCCCGCAGCGAGAGCCACAUCGAGGCCGAGCGGAGACUUUAGAGGCGAGGCCUCUCGGAGUUAUCCGCUCGGACGGAGGCGAGGGCAUGAGCGAGGAUACAGCGCAGCCAGGGAGCGCAGACGGUGGACGGUCCUUCAGGGGGGGGCAUCGAGCGCAGAGGGUCAUCGACCGCUCACCCCAGCAUUGUCAGGCCCAACACACAUGACGUUGGAGACGGGCACAUAGAUGAGCCUCGACCACAUUUGACG
This is a messenger RNA of Chara braunii, 3234 nucleotides long. The record is from the annotation of a GenBank genome assembly. NCBI's taxonomy places the organism in Eukaryota, Viridiplantae, Streptophyta, Charophyceae, Charales, Characeae.